CUGAAUUUUGCAGUAAUUUCAUAGCACAAAUCCUUUGCCUUCUCAGUACUCAUCUUCCAAACCAAAACCAAAAGCGCAUCCUUUAUUUUGGAGCAAUUUCUUUGUGAAGCUUUGAUUUCUUCUUUCUUGUUUUUGUUUCCCCUUUCCUUCCUAACAAAAAUCAAUCUCUAGAUUGUGUUUGUGUGUUUUCAAUUUUACUUGCUUGCAUUUUUUCUCAAUCAUCAAAUUCCAGAUCCUCUCACCAGGAAGUCUAGUUUGAUUUUGAAAGCCCCAAGUAUUACCACAAUCAUGGGCAAUUGCUUCUCGGUACAAUGUAGUUUCGAAAAUAUCCUCAUUCGUGGUUGGGGCUCCAUUGUUGGACAGGCUAAUUACAUGUGCAAGCUUAAAGAAACUCUUCCGGCUUUGGCUGCUGCUCUUGCAGAGCUGAGGGCAAAAAAGAAUGAUAUGCAACGGAAGGUUUAUCUGGCCGAGCACCGACAACUGAAGCGACUCGAACAAGUUCAGCUAUGGCUUUCGGAAGCAGAAAGUAUGAUAACAGAGGCGGAAAAUUUGAUUGCAGUCAACCCUCAACAAAUAAAUAACUUGUGUCUCGACGGCUGCCUCUCCAAGAAUUGCCUAUCUACCUACAAGUUUGGAAAAAAGGUGGCCAAAAUGCUUCGAGACAUAAGGGAUCACAUGAGUAAAGGAGUUUUUGAGGAGGUAGCAGAGACUCAGCCCGCUCCUCCAGUUGUAGUAAGACCUGAGGAUCGGACAGUUGCUCUUGAAUCCACAUUCGACGAGGUAUGGAGCUGCUUCCUGGACAAAGAUGUGGGGAUCAUUGGCCUCUACGGCCUAGGAGGCGUUGGAAAGACAACACUCUUGACCCAAAUCAACAACAAGUUCAGCACAACACCUAAUGAUUUUGAUGUCGUAAUUUGGGCGUUGGUGUCUAAAGAUUACAAUGUUGAAAAGAUUCAAGACAGGAUUGGUGGGAGAAUUGGGUUUUCGGAUGAAUCUUGGAAAAAUAGAAGUGUUGACCAAAAAGCUGAAGAUAUAUAUGGAGUCUUGCACAAGAAGAGAUUUGUUGUAUUAUUGGAUGAUCUAUGGGAGAGGGUGGAUUUGAACAAAGUUGGGAUUCCAGAACCAAGUCAAGAAAACGGUUCUAAACUUAUCUUCACUACUCGAUCUUUGGAGGUUUGUUUUGAAAUGGAAGCUCGAAAGAAAAUUAAAGUGGAGUGUCUGAAACCAGAAGAGGCUUGGAAAUUGUUCCAAGAAAAGGUUGGGGAUGAAACUCUCCACAGCCAUCCAGAUAUUCCAAAAUUAGCUCAAAAAGUAGCAGAAGAGUGUCGUGGGUUGCCUCUUGCACUGGUUAUUAUCGGUCGUGCCAUGGCUUGCAGGACGACACCUGAGGAAUGGAAACAUGCAAUUACGAAGUUGAAGCAAUCCAGAUUAUCCAAAAUGGAAAAUGAGGUAUAUCCGCUUUUAAAAUUCAGUUAUGAUUAUCUGGAUCCCACAAUGAAAUGUUGCCUCCUAUAUUGUUGUCUGUAUCCUGAAGAUUAUCCUAUUCCCACAAAGACAUUAGUGGAGUAUUGGUUUUGUGAAGGACUGUUUGAAUCAGAUAAAAUUAGUGAAGCCCAGAUGGAAGGAGAUCACAUUAUCAACUCUCUUCUUAGGGCUUCUUUAUUGGAAAGAGUGGAUGAAUCAUUUUUUGGAGAAGAAUGUGUGAAGAUGCAUGAUGUGAUCCGAGACAUGGGUUUGUGGAUAGCAUGCGAGCCUGAAGAGGAAGAGAAAGAGAAGAGUUUCUUUGUAAAAGCAGGGGCUCAAUUACUAGAGGAGCCAGAUGUUAAGGCAUGGGAAGGUGCAAAAAGAAUGUCGGUGAUGAAAAAUCAGAUUAAAGUUCUGAGAGGAACCCCUAAAUGCCCUAACCUUCAAACUUUGUUUCUUAGCGAAAAUAGCUUAGAGGUGAUCAGCGAUGGCUUCUUUCAGUUUAUGCCUCAUCUAAUUAUUUUGGAUUUGUUGCGGAACAGUGAUUUAGAAGGACUACCAAAGGGAAUUUCACGAUUGACUUCUCUAGAAUGUCUUGAUCUAUCCGGAACUGGUAUAACAGAGUUGCCAAUGGAGUUGAAAUCUUUGAAAAAACUGAAAAUGUUGGAGUUGAGGAACAUGUGGUCUCUCAGAAGAAUCCCACAGAAUUUGAUAUCUAGUUUUUCCAAGUUGCAAAUAUUCAGGUUGACUGACGUGGAGGCAAUAGGAGGUUUCCCGAAGGAAGACAAUGUUCUGGAUGGGAAUGAUAAUGAAAAGCUUAUAGUGGAAUUGAAAAGUCUGCAACAUCUGAAUAUAUUAAGGAUACCAGAGAUACAAAGCAUGUCUGCUCUACAAAGUUUUCUAAGCCACCACUUGUUUCGAUGCAGCACCGAAGCACUAGAGUUUACUUUUCAGGAGACAAAUAUGUUUAAUGUUUUAUGUUUAGAACACAUGGAGCGUCUGGAGAUGUUAGACAUCCGUGGCUGUGGAAAUAUGGAGGAGAUGAAAAUGGAAAAACUGCAUACCAGGGGUUCUCCGAGUACUAAUUACACUUCACGCUUCCACACAUUGAGGGAAGUUAGAAUUUCUAGUUGUUACAAAUUGAAGGACGUUACCUGGCUGUUUCUUGCUCCAAAUCUAAGGUAUCUUUGGAUAUGGCAUUGUUCAGAGAUGGAAGAAAUACUGAGCGAGGGAAGACUCAGAGAUGUUGCAGAUGAUGUGGGAAUUCCAUACCCUACACCAUUUCUGAACCUUCUAUAUCUUCGUCUAUGGGGACUACCGGAAUUGAAGAGCAUAUACUGGGAUGCCCUACCCUUCCCAUGUCUGAAAAGUGUUUAUAUAGAGGACUGUCCAAAACUGAAGAAGCUUCCUCUCAACUCUGACAGUGCAAAAGGGAAUCACAUCACCAUUAGGGGAUUCCAAGACUGGUGGGAACAGCUAGAAUGGGAGAAUGAAGCCACUCGAAAUGCUUUUAUGCCAUCUUUUGAAGCACAUGUUUAUUGAAGUGAAACAAUGUCAAUUUUUUA
This is a messenger RNA of Hibiscus syriacus, 3029 nucleotides long. Its product is annotated as probable disease resistance protein At1g12290. Gene Ontology annotation, molecular function: protein binding; ADP binding. The transcript has a single exon. Bases 289 to 3006 code for a protein of 905 amino acids. The record is from RefSeq and is a predicted model, not a curated record. Lineage: Eukaryota; Viridiplantae; Streptophyta; Magnoliopsida; Malvales; Malvaceae.